Amoebophrya sp. A120 is the source of this 14442-nucleotide messenger RNA. NCBI's taxonomy places the organism in Eukaryota, Dinophyceae, Syndiniales, Amoebophryaceae. The record is from the annotation of a GenBank genome assembly.
AUUACAACUCAGCGUCCCUGUGUCGUGGUCGUGAUGGCUCGGAAGAUGCAGGGUUUUUGAUACUACCAGUACCACGUGCAUGUGGACGUGCUUGAUGUUGUUCUUUUUCUUGGAGUAGAUUCUUACCGAACUUUCGCGCGCAACCAAGGCUCUCCUUCUCCACGCUCCAGCCCGCUGUCUGGAGGUUGGAUACUUCCCUCCACAGGUGGAAAAUCAAUACGGCGCUGUAUUCCCGGGUAGAAUUAUCGCAGGCAGGCGCGGAACUCCCGUCUCCCUAAAGCGACAAGAUGAACAUUCCGGGCGAGCAGGAGUAGCGUCUUUCUAAACAAGUAACUCGCGGCAGAGGAGAAGCUCUACGUCAUCUUUGAACCCACGUGGUCCACGACCGGGAGGAGGAUUGCAGCUACAGCUCCCGCAUUCUUUCUACCGCACUUUGACACCAAACGAUAGAUAGAUAGAAACGGCAAGAACAUCAUGUCUUCCCCCAGCAGCAAAAAAACGCAGGCCGAGUGGAUUGCAGCGGGGCUGGACCUCUUUCGCGACUACUACAUCGGCGUGCUGCAGAAAGUCCUUUCGCAAAGAACUCGUAAAGCAGGAGAUGUUGAUGUUGGGGCUUCUUCUAGUACAGCAAACGCGCCGACGAGCACCAAGAGCCCGACACCGAAGGAGGCACUGCAGGCGGAGCGGGGAUUGUUUGGCAUGAACGCGCUGCAAAGGUCCAUCAACAAGGGCGAAAAAAUCCUUUCGGCGUCGGACGAUAGCGCAACAGCUCCUGUGCCAGCCAUUGCGGCGGAUGACGCAGCAGCGCUCUGGUCCACCGAACCCCUGGCCAAAUAUUUUCCGUCCACCGCUAGUGCGUCCACCCGGACCCAGAAGACCGCAGGCAGCACCGGCGCAAAGCAGACCGCGAACAACUUCGCGCUGCACCAAUUGACCACCCAAACCGAGGAUCUGCCGCUGUGGCAUUUGCUGCAGCUGGAAAGGCUGAAUAGAAAAGAUGCACCUGGGAUGUUGAAUAAAGCAACUUCAGGCGGUCGUACUACCGGGCCAGCCCCCGUGACCAGUCGGGACGUGCUCAAGUUGGUCGACAAAGUGUGCGAGGAAGUGCUGUAUUUACGCAUUGCGGACUUUCUCCUGCGCGAAUUCACCGACGCUGGUAUAGAGGAUCCGCUGACGCUGUUUUCGAAAAACGACGACACCUUGUACCUCCCUCCGGACCCGGCAAAGCAGGACAAGGCCACGCGGCCCCUGUACCGAGCGGCGCGAAAAAGCAAAAUACAGAUCGCACAAAACGCACUGUGGGCACUCGGUAUAUCAAAUGCUUUUGGAAUGGUGCCUAUUGUUAUUUCAUUUCACAUUCGUACGGCUUCUCAACGACCUUCUGCUUGAUAUCGUGAAUCUCGAGAAGGAAUACAAGCAACCAUCAGAUUCAGAUACCACCUGCAGCUGCGUGCCGUAUGCGUAUGCAUGACUUCGUUCUCAGCAUGAUGAUGAUGAUGAUGAUUGUCAACAGACGCUUAAUUGCGUGCUUUUCGUGUCGCUUUGCAAAGAAUCAAUCACCGAUGAAGAAAUGAACCACCGACCUGAAAUAAAUCUGAUUCUCCACCACUACAUCUACAGCAAUCUAUGCGGAUUCCCUGGAGGAGGACAAGAAGAAGUCCUCACCUGCGGACACUGCCGGCGCUGCAACACCUACUUCACCUGCCGCCACAACGUCGUCGACCAGCAAGUGCUACCGCAUCGAUUUUUCCUCCCGUUUGGUGUUCAACCCGAAGACCGCGCAGAACUGCUUUUUCAUUCCCGCCGAGAUGCGGCUGGUCGCCGAAAUUCAGCAAGUCCUGGCCGGCGGAGGCUCAUCUUCUGCAGCUGGAAAUUCCAAUAACCUGACGCCAAAUGCUGGCAAUAGCUUACUCUACAAAAUAAAACCCGUCUUGUUCAGUCUUUCGAUCUCGAAGAAAUAUCAAGUGUCAAAAUGUCUGGGUCUGGAAGAUUGCGAGAUUUGUCAUGCAUAUUUCGGAUCACGCAAAGGCAAAUGGCGUCUGAUGCAGGCAAAAGCAUCACAGGUUUUGAGCACGCCUCAUGAUGCCUCUCCCGCAUGAGAAACUUCCUUCUUGCGUGCCAAGAAAUGGACAGCUUUUGGCGCUCAUGCAUGACAAAUUUUUGUGUGUUCCAGAGGUUGCGUCACAAGUUCCAACCCUUCCAGACCCAGACAUUUUUACAUUUGAUAAGAAAGACCAGUCAACCAUCGUGCAGCAGGAGCAAACUUACUUCGGAGCGGACCAGGUAAUAUCCUCUGGAGGGCAACAGCUCGUUCAAGCUUCUACUGGAAUAAACUACGGCAAUAAUUCAUCAGACGACCUGUACGGAAGCUUAGCUGCGACCAAUUCCAGUGCCGUGACGAACAUAAUCAAAAGCGGAUCCGCUCAGCAAUACAACUUUACUUUCGGUGGAACCAACUUGUUGGGAGGCACUGCUGGAGGAGAGAACGUAGUUGAGGAGCAGCAGUCCACCCAGCAGGGAGUUAUUGUUGCAGGAGGUGGUCCUCCACCUGGCAGUACAAAUGCGGCCCAGAUGAACCGGCAGCUCGUGCAAGCCGGAGGACAACAAGCCGCAUCCAACCAGAACGACUUGGCCGAGCCGGAGCUUCCCCACGAUUCUUCUUUCGUGGAACCAGCAACAGAGAUCGCUGCUGGUGCUCCUGCUGUCGUGGGAGGAACCUCUACAAGUGCCGAAGCCGCAAAGAAUUACAAGGCGAUGCGGUUCCAAAGUGCCGUCAGUCAGGAUUUCGGUGCAUUGCAGCAGGAACAGGUUCUUGCAACCAGCACACAGCAAGCGGGAGUUGCUGCACAACUCCCUGUCGCAUCAAUAAAGCCGGUGGCUGUCGCGGCCAUUGAGGUCCCUACGAUCAAACUAGACACAGUAGAUGGUGCAACCGGUGCGUCGACAGUAGAUGCGAAGGAGGCCGGCACCAGCGGCGCCCAGCUGAACCUCGAUAAGCUUUCGAACGAUUUGCUGUCGACUAUGGAGAAAGAAAAAGCUGGGGCCGCGCGGAAGAAUUAUAGUACGCAGGGCGGUUUUGCAGGAGGACGAGGAGCAUCAAGUUCUUUCUUCGCCCCCCGCGGACGAAGUAGAGGACGCAGUCGCAGUAGGUCUGUACAAGAACUUCUCGGGGCAGAGGGAGAUGAAAAUCAAAAUUCUUCUAAACUCGAAGAAGAGAAGUCCUCUUCGAAAACAAGGGCGAUGAACAAGAGGCAGCGAAAGCGGUUGACGCAGUCCAAAACCCGGUCCAUGGACUCCCCGGUGAUUAUCCCGUUGACGAAGGACCGGCAGCGGUACAGCACGGAUGUGAAAGAUGUGACCGUCGCUGAAAACACCCAGCACGCCAUUCUCACGCAGCAACAGCGGCUGGCGCGGAUAUCAAAAGGAAAAAUCCCCCCUCCCCAUAUCGAAACGAAGUUUCUGAUGCUGGAUUUCCGUACAGAAGUCAGAUUUGUCUUGCAGUAGAGGACUGCAGGCAUAUGUCAAGCCUCAGUCGCGAGGUUUUGACGUAGGCGCCUAGCAUGGCAAACGUGUACGCCCUAAGCCCAACAGCAUCACAAACCGCCUGCAAAAUGCGGGGCGCUCUCUGGACUUGCCUUCUUGCAAAACAGACAGGACUUGAAGUAACAAAUGCGCAUCACAAAUUCUCAGACGGAUACGUUUUCAAUAUGGGGAGGGGGGAUUUUUCCUUACGAUAGCGAAAGAAGGAAACCCUGCAGCACAUGGACCGGUAUGAAAUGCAAAAAUGUCUGGGUCUGGAAACUUGUGAUGCAAGUCAGUCAAUAUACAAAUGCACUGUAAUGCGCCGCCAAGCAUGACAAGUUGCUUCGUGCUUCUGUGCUGCGUAUUCCGCAUGAGAAACUGCAUUUUUGCAUGACAGGCGAGAGAGGCUGUUUGUGGCCACGCAAUACAGAUUUAAGGGCCAUGCCAGAUCAGCAUGCCAAAUUGCGCAUCCUUCCAGACCCAGACUUUUUUGCAUUUGAUAACCGGUUUUUCCAAAUUGUGGACCACAUGGAACUGCUUUUUGAGAGGAGCAUCGACCACUUGAAGGAGGACAGAGACGCGGAAAUAAAUAAUAGUACAAAAGGAACAGCAGAAGUGUCAGCAGACGGUAAUACUAAACCUGGUUCUAGCAUGGCAAUGUCUCCUCGCCUCGCUGCCGCUGAUGGAGAUAAUUCUGCGGCAAUAACAGACCUCCGAAUUACUACAGAUCAGGCACAACUCACGACUACCGGUGACGCGGACCUGGAUAAAGAGUUGUCCGCGGAGUUGGCUGCGUUGAGUACAAAUAUUAAAGCUGAUCCGCGGAGAAGGACCCUGAAUGAAGAGGAGAAAUUGUUGAAACAGGCGGCGGCAGAGGUUUCCGUAUCAAAUGUAAAAAUGUCUGGGUCUGGAAACUUGUGAUGCUGGGUGGCGUCUCAUGAUGAGGCUAAAAAUCAAAAUGCUGGCUCAGCAUGACAAGUUUCUGAGCUCCUAGGUGUUGCCUAUUCUGCAUGACAAACUGCGCUUCUGCAUCACAGAAAACGAAAAGCGGAGCUCUUGGAUGACGUGCAUGACAGAUUUAAGAGUCAUGCCAGACAAGCAUGACAAACAUGAAUUCUUCCAGACCCAGACAUUUUUACACUUGAUAUUCUGCGGUGAAUUAUAACUUAGCUGAUGAAGACAUUAGCGUGAUGAACGUGAACACGAACACGGAUACCGACGUGGACACAGCGACCCGGAUGACCGCGACAGCAGGUGCUGCCACAACCGUCGAGUUGGGGAUAAUCGACGAAGAGGAAACUACAGAUCCCCGCUAUCGUGCCUUCUUGAAAGGUACUAGUAGUGCUAAAUCUUCAGGUCCCCUGCUUUUUGGCCGGCCGUUUCAGGAGGAACAGCCCUAUCGCGACAAGCGAGAGCUCUUUCUGUCCGCUGCGCAACAGCGUAGCGAAUCGCAGAAACGAAAGAUGAUGGCGUUGGGCGGGCAUUUACCGUGGACGAGUGCACAGGAUGCGGAAAGCACUAGCCCCUCUUCUGCAGAAAGCAGUGCCCGAGAGGACGGUGGACUGGGUCUUGAUGGAAAUAUUAAGAACAGUUCUUCUCCGAAAUCGGUAAAGAAGUCGGCACCUCCGAUCGUGACGACACUAACCCUGCAGCAAACACCGCAGUCCACCACACGCACGCUGGUCGAUCGGACCCGCGCGCCGAUGCUGACCAACACGAACGUGAAUCAAAAAUUCGUCAACAAGCGCGGGCAGUUGACAGUGAAUCGACCGACCACCACCUGGCUGCUGCGACGGGAAGCGAACAAGUACGACGCUGGGGCGUUUGUCGGAUCCAAGACCUUUCAGAAAAGCUCGCUGAGUUUGACGAAGGAGCGGCGCGACCGGGAUCGAGAGGACCUUCGGAAGUUUCAAGUGUUUCAGAAAAACUGGCGGCAGGUACGGCAAUCGCAGGUCGGGAACGUGGUGGAUGACCUAGAGAAGAUGCGGGACUUGGCAAAAGGGAUCGUCAACGAAGACGAAGUGCGAAGCGUCGUGAGCAGGACGUCGCAACAUCAAGCCGGUACUAGUACUGUGGAACAAGAUAAUGCAGCAGCGCCAGCAGAUGAGGGUGUUGAUGUUCAGAAUCAGAUUGGUCAACAAGAACGGUCUCCGAGCAAACUUCUCAGGACAGAGGUAGCGACCCCCGGAGGUACAACAGCGGGUGCGGCUCCUUUUGGUGAAAUUAACAAGCCCACGACGAGUAUCCUGAGUAAAAACGUACCCACACCAGAGUUGUAAUGCAAAUCUGCAUGCCAAAAAAGUUUCUCAUGCUGAGCCCCAUGAAAGGCAUUUUCUGAUCGUGUUUCGGGAUUUGUGAUGCUAUAAUCAGCAUGAUAUGCUAGACCUGUGAUGCUGCUGAACCACCUAAACAGGAUUACAUUACAAGGACAAACUUGUCAUGCGAAACAGCCAAAGCUGGUUAAUUUGUCUAGCAGAUUUACCACCUUGACUCUGGUGUGGGUACGUUUUUACUCAGGAUAACGAGAACUACCCUGGCGGCCCAGGCCCGGUCCAACAGUCCGGAGCUCGUGCGCCGACAGGUAAUUGAUUUGGCAGCAGCAAGUUAUGCAUUGCAAAAAUGUCUUUAUCUGGGUCUGGAAGGUUGCAACUUGUAAUGCUAAUUCUGGAUCAUGCAAAAUAAAAAUGAAAUCUGUGUUGCAUGAGUGCCACAAGCCGUCCACUUUUGACCAAGUUGAGAGGAAGUUUCUCAUGCAUGAUAGGCAUGAUACGGAUCUCGCAGAACAACCUGUCAUGCUAGGUCCUGCAUUCCAGACGACAUGGAUCAUGGAAACUCUGCAUGACAAACCUGGCAAUCAUCUUCCAGAUCCAGACCCAGACACUUUGGCAUUUGAUACAAGUGCUGGCAGUACAACUUCUAUGGCGAAUAGCCUGCAGCCGCCAAUAAUUAUGAAGCAAGCCUUCGUUCAAAAAGAAAAUUUCAUCGGGGUGUGCGAGGUGCAGCCUCGCGCCGUGCGGAACGGCAGUCUCCAGCGGAUUCGAAAACUGGAAGAAGCGCUGAGACGACAGAAAUUCCUGCUCGAAUCGGGGUCCGUCUUACAGGAGGAGAGGGAGGAGGAAGAUAUUUCGACUUCUGGUGGACCACCUUCUCGAGCCGCUGCGGGGCUAAAGCAGAUCGAGGUGGAGAAGUACUUUCAGAACUUGCGAGGGAGCGGUAAGAUUCAGGGAUUAGAGCAGUCACUUCCGACAAUGGAACAGCAGCAGCAGCAGCAGCCAGCGCGGGGCCGGGGCCGGAACCGCAGGAAUCUGCUGAUGUCAUCUUCUGGUGCUAGUAAGAAGCCUGCCAAUGCUUCGUCCCAAAGACGCGCACUGAAGGACAGUGAAACAGUCGUGAACGGCGUUUUGGCGUUGACAUCAGCUUCAGUUGCCGAACAAGAUGACCAGAGAACCGAAAGCCAAGAAGCGAAUCUUCCUGCUGCAACAGAAACUACUACAUCCGCACAACAACAAAAUCGCAGCAAGUCUCCCGGCGGCGCAGCUCCAGCUGCUCUUGCGGAAAGAACCAAAAAUAACCGCGGUCGUGGUGGUCCUGCGUCAUUGUACAGUAAAAGCCGGAGUCGCAGCCCCUCUGGAGGCGCUGCGGAGACUCGCUUGGACUCGUCUCCGGAGGAGGAAAAUUACAAAUUCCUCUUGGCCAUGAAAGAGGUCGCGGGGCUCCUCGAUCAGGUGGAAACCAGCCAGCAAACCCAUGUCGCCCAGAUGUUGGCACAGGCCGCGCGCUCGAAGGACAGCGAGGAGGAGAGCCUGUCGCGCGACCCGCGCGGCCGCAGCUACCAGGGACGCUUAACCGACCCGAGCCGGGACCUACCCCUCCCGCGCCGCCUGCGCCCCCGCAGCUACACGCCGGGAGAGUCGUUGGCGAGACGGGCGGCAAAGCACGCAGAAGCGGAGGAAAAGCGGAACGAGCGGGCCCGGAACGCGCCCCACCCGAAGGUGGUGCGGGCUGGGGGCAAUCCGACGGCAAGAAAGUUCGCAAACGGUCUGAGAGGAGGCGAUGAUAGUGGCAACAGUACUACGAGCCCGUUGCAGCAAAUGAAAGUCCGAAAGGAGGGAAGCGGCACAGCAGAAGUUGCGGAAGAGCAAGGAGCAGCUGCGGCCGGGGUCGCGGACGACGACGCAUCAGAAGAUGCAAGGCGCACCUCGAAGCGAAACAGCAUCACGAGCUUCAAUGCAGACGAGAUGAAUGAAGGGGGUGAUAAAAAUGCUUCUGGUUCUGCGGCAGCAAACGCAACCAACACAACUGUGGAGGCGAAAUCGCAGAAGUAUUUCCGGCCGAUUCAGUUCUACUCCCCGGUGUCCUACUCGAACCGCAGUCGCAGCGUGUCUAGCAACGGGUCGCUCUACCGUCCGCGGUCCGCGUCCGAGGAAAGUCGAAGGUUCGUACAGAACUUGUCCAAAUUGCAGUUGCGCAGCCCCACGUCGAGCGGGUCGAGCCGGAGUUACUUCGAGAAUUCUGUUGUAGUUCGGAGGAAUUAUGAUCCCCGGAAAGUAGAAAGGGGUCUUCAGGACGACCAGGUUGUAGGUCGUAACGAACGGCGUGACGAACAGCAUGAAGUAGACAACGUCGUGAUGCAUAAGAAGGGCGGCAUCGCAACGAUCUCCUCUCCGAUGGGCGCCGGACGAAGGAGUACUAGCCCACAUCAUGGGACGAGGGCCACGACUUCUCGCAGCACUGCUGUUCGAGGUGUAGGUGGACAAGCUGGACCGAAAAGACGAAGUAGAAAUUCGAACCUUGUAGCAACCAAAGCAGGGACAACUGCAACAUCAACGUCUGGUGGAUCUGGUGCAAAAACAAGUACAAGUAGUAAGCCCAAGCCGCCCUCGGCCUCGCCGUACCUGCUGUAUUACCAAGAAACCCCGACGGACAACUACUCGGACGAGGAGAAUGACGGUUUGGAACAAGCCGCGAAGCAGCAGUUCUUGUCGAAUAACACCUCCCGCUCCAAAACAAGUUUGGAUUUCGGGGCCGGGAUUAAAACUGCAAACGAUGAUCUUCCAGAUGAUCUUCAAGUAGAAGAUGAAGUGCAUGUUGAUGUCGGCCUGCAAGACAGAUCAACACACGAUGAGCUUCUCCUCAAUGCACUCGACAAUCUGGAUGCUUCCUGUGCGUCAGUACGGCAAUUGAGUCACGAUUAUUUUCUUGCGGCUUCGAAUUACAGCGUCUCUGCUUGCUGUUCGCGAUCAAGUUCUCGCCACUUCGCGAAUUCUACUGCGCACUCGAAAAGUUCCUCCGUUCUUGUGCUGAAUAACGAUUCAAAGAAGUCUUCUUCGGCAGAAGAAGUAGGAGUAGAACAAUCUUCUUCGACUACGUCGGCGCUGAGCCUCACGAGGCGUGGCUCUUCGAGGGACAGUAGUGCGGGGCAAGUGCAUCUGAGUGCAGCUGCAACAGAAGCUGUGACUGCUCAAGGGCAACAAGGGGCAGUUGCUGAUGAUUUUUCAUCGCAGCAAGUAGAGGUCGCUUUGGCGGAAGGAGAAGACGAAGACCACGACGACGAUUCUCCCUCCUCCCUUCUCUCCUCCCCUUCUUCACUGUCUCCCAGCGUCAAAAAUAACCUGUUUCUGUACUACGGAGAAGAGAGCGAGAGCGCGCAGGCACAGCAAGACCAAAUGGAUGAGAAGAGCAAACGAAAAAACGCACGGAACAGCAGAAGGAAUGCACGGGAAAAAACACCACUGGAUCAUGAACAACAAGUAGAUGGGGAGAAAACGCUUAUGCAAGAGGAAAAGCAGGAACCGGAAGAGCAGGAGAUCUUUCUGUUCAUGCCGCCCACCCCGGUCGUGGAACAGGAAUACACGGCUGACCAAAUAGACGUCGAGGAAGAACAUCCAAAUGAUCCUUACUACUACGAGAACCAAGACUACGAAAAUUACGAACAGGAUCAGGACCAACAGGACGGCAACGUUUCCGAGGACCAUUUUGAGCACAUGAAGAACCACCUGAAAACCGGGAAGCACGGGGAUAGCAAGGCGAAGAAAAUUCUGGACGCUUUACCGGAUCACCACCGCGACACGCUCCUUCACCCGGGACUCCACACCGCGCCCCCCAUGAAACCCCCGAAGAAGAAGAAACGAAGGAGCGAGUCUAGCCUGUCCGCGGAUGGAGGUGGGUCCUCUUCUUCGCCUGGAAACCAGCAAGGGCAAGGCGGCGGUGGUAUUAUGGCGCAGUUGGGUUUGCCGAACGAGGUGCAGGGCUUCGUCAACGAUUUACUGCAACUCGCGCCGUGCGACGCUUGCGAAGACCCGGCUACGGUAAGAGCCGCGGUGGAUGUUGACGACGCGGAUGAGGAGACGAAAUCGGGCUUGAUGCCACAGCUACAACUACAGCAGCUGCAAACUGCAAGCGAGCACCACGUUCACCAUUUAACCGAUCCGGAUGUGAAGCACAUGACGGAAGCGGAGCUGGCGCAAAUCAUGGGCGUGUAUGGUGCCGUAUCAAAUGUAAAAAUGUCUGGGUCUGGACGGUUGGAACUUGUCAUGGUAAAUCUGAAGCAUGCAAAAAUCUGUGUUGCAUGAGUGCCAAAAGCUGUCCACUUGUGACCAAGUUGGAAGGGAGUCUCUCAUGCAGGAUAUGCAUGAUAGGGAUCUCACAGAAUGUCUGUCAUGCUAGGUCUCGCAUUCGAGAUCUCAUGGGUCAUGAAAAAUCUGCAUGACAAGUUUACACUUUUCCAGACCCAGACAUAUUUGCAUUUGAUAUGCCGAAGCGCUCCAUGACUCCCGCAACUGGCACGCGACGCCGCGGAAGGAGUCUAAGGAAUUACCCGCGCACUACACAUAUCCUGUGCAAAAGUAUCGUACUCGUACAAAUGCAAGUCUUGCAUUACAAAUCUUGUCUCCAAGGCAAAUCUGCAUUACAAAUUCUAUUUCUCAUGCUGGGGAAAUUUGUAAUGCAUUUGUACGAGUGCGAUACUUUUCCUUUUGCAAUGCAUAACACAAAUCCUCCGGCACCACCAACGCUAGACAUGCUGAACUACGCGGAUCCGCCCAGCGAACAGCCGUUGGAGAUCAUUGUGCCGGAAGAUUUGCUAUGCAAUGCAAAAGCAUCGUACUAGUAGUAAUUGCAUUACAAAUUACUUCAGCAUGACAAAUGAAAUUUGUCAUGCUGUUUUACCUUGGGAUGUAGAUUUGUAAUUCAUAAUUGCAAUUACUACGAGCACGAUACUUUUGCACAGGAUAUUCGCCCACGAUGGACGACUACAUGCGAGAAAGGACGCACGACAUGCUGGAUCAGCUGAACCGCGAGGUGGUGACCACGCUCCGCGGCAACCACUUCCAGUUCAAAUCCGACACCUCGCCCCCGGUAUCGCCUUCUGCGAACCUGACUACUGCGCUAACCGCCCCGACUUCCCCGCUAGCGGGGAUGUUGCUCACCGGGUUGCGGAAACCUGUUCCGCUGAAUAUCAACACAACAUCUUCGGCGGUUUUGGAUUUGGAGAAAUUGUUGCAGGAAUCGGAUUUGAUCGAAAGGGCCUACGAAAUUUCGCAGAAGUUGAAGCAACUUCGAUCCCCUACCAACGUGGAAAUCGUGCACAAGCGAUCGCGGUCCGCAAGUCCGGCAGGUCUUUUGGGUGGAGCUGCAGGGGGAAGCGCGAGGACCACGCCACGGGAGCAGCUUUUGCGUGCUGCGCCAGAGGUCGGGGUUUCGUCCCUGUCCCCGCCGGUGCUGUUGCGAGGAGUGGGAGUUGGGGGUGGGCUCGGCACCAGGCUGCAUCGGAGCAACAGUCCUCCGGGGAUGGUGAACAUGAUGGGCGGGGGUCUUAACGCAGUAGUACAACAGCUUCCGUCCUCUACGACGCUGCGCGGCAACACGCUGACCCUUCCGUCCAACGUACUGGAAAAAGCUAUUGCGGAGCAGCGGGAGCGCUUCUCCGCUUUGCAGCGGAAGCUACUUCUGGAACACGAGGCCCUGCAAGCGGCGUUGCAGGUGAGAACGAAGAGCUCGGAACUCCUGCUGCGCCCAUCAAAAACUAGAACUGCUGCUACAGUUACAGCAGCAGCCUCGUCGUCGCCGACAAAUCUGACAUCAUCAUCUUCCGCGGCUCGGCUAAAUACUGCACAACUCCCCCUCCCCAUAGAAACCAACGCCAUUCGCAACCGGAAGUACGGUCCACGUUACCUCUUCGCCGAGCAGGCGGCCUCGAGAAAAGAUUUCCUUGAUUUCCAGCGGCGACAGAUGAUCGCACAGGAAAAGCGACUACUCACGGCAUCUUCAAAUAUGAACUCGCCAAGCAGUAGAAAUGGUGACAGGGAGCGUCUGAAGCUGGAACUGGAAAUGCUAGAACUGGAAAAGGAAUACGACAGCGCAUUCUACCCUCUCGGAGAUGGUGGACGAGACAGCACUUCUUAUGACUUCGACCCGGCGGCCCGACCACCACGCAGCAGAACAUCAACUACAACAGGAGCAGGCCGUCGUGGUGCCUCCCCCGCCCCCUACGCACACCGGUCGCCGGAUAACGAGCGCAUGCGGAAUCUGCGCGUCGGCUCGCCCGCGUUGUUAUCAAAUGUAAAAAUGUCUGGGUCUGGAAGAAUCCGGCUUGUCAUGCUGAUUUUGGAUUCUAAAAAAAUCUGUAUUGCAUGAGUACCAAAAGAAAGGCAGUUUUUGCUACGCUGAGAAGGCAUUUGUCAUGCGGAAUACGCAUCAAGAAGCCCUCAAAAAAUCUUUAUUGCUAGGGGAUGCAUCACAGACAUCAUGGCUCAUGCAAAACGUGCGUGACAAGUGUCAGAAUCUUCCAGACCCAGACAUUUUUACAUUUGAUAGUUGUUGCUGGACCUGACUGACCACAAGAUGCGGCAGAUGCAGAAUAUCCCGUGCAAAAGUAUCGUAUUCGUAUUGCAAUCAUGCAUUACAACUCUUUUUCUCAAGUUAAAUCAGCAUUACAAAUUUUAUUUCUCAUGCUGAGGAAAUUUGUAAUGCAUUUCUACGAGUACGAUACUUUUGCAGUUCAUACAGAAAACGGCAGUGCAAUUCCAGCAGGAGUUGGAGAAGUACAACUCGCCGACGGUCAAAGAAGCCUUCACCGCGGAGCACCAGCGGCUUCUGCAAGCCGGAGCUUUGACGAGUCAAAUCAACGACAGUGGGAGAGGGAGAAGUAGUCGCAGCAGGAGCCCUUUGGUAGUUGUACCUACAGCUGGAGCUGCAGCUGCUGGGGUCGGGCGUUCUAUAACUUCGGGUAUGCCGGGAGCGCAUUCCUCAACCCUGAGAGCAGCGAUGACGACGACGACGACAACAAGCAAGCUUUCCCACAAGAACAGCGCUGCUUCACCCUCACCCAGCCGCGACGCCACGCUGAUUGCCAAGUUUCAAACCGAACAGAUUUUGUUGCGAGAGCUGGAGAAAGUGCGCGUCCGCAGCAGUGAGCAAAAGCAAAAGGUUGUGGUUAAGGGUGGAGAUAAUGAUAAAGGAGGCGAAAAUAUUGGAAAACCCGAUGAGGCAGUAGAAGAUGAAGACUCUCCCGCAGUAGAUAUCACAGCGAAAAGUGUUAACGUUAACGGAAUUUGGCAUGCAGGAAUGCACGAUAAACGAUGACCAAAUUUGUAUUGCAUAGCAUACACGAUAGCGAAAAUCUGUCAUGCAUGAGUGCAAUGCCCCAAAACCGUUUAACGUUAACACUUUUUUGCUUGAUAGCAGAAGUCCCUACCGCGGCUGAGAUUCUCGGCGCCGCGGCGGCGGCGGCUGUGGAAGCGACAGCGACUACAGGUGGACGAGCAGCGCUGAAUUACAACAACCUUGUGCAGCUGUCGAAAGGAAGUACAACUUCCGCGGCGAGUCGGGCUGCUCUGAUGUCCUCUGCAAAGCAGAGCAAGAACAAUAACAUCCUGAUCAACGAUGAGUUUCUACUACAGCUUCCCACCACCACCAACGAGCCCUUGUCAGGUCUCUCGCUGGACGAGCGGUUUCACAAUGCGCAAGUGCUAUCACCGGAUUUGGCAGUGCCGAUGCCGCAGCGGCCCAUCCCGAAACGGGAGGUCGACGCGGCCUUUUCGCCCGAGGCUAUCCAACGGGAGUUGGACAACGCCGGAGCGGCGCGGGCCCAAGCUGGGGCGCCGGCAGCCGCGGUGUCGAAAAAAGCCUCGCCGAAGCCGGCUGUGCAGAAGAAAUCCGCGGUAGUAGUUUCAGCGCCGGAACUACCAAAAUCGCAGGCGGAGAUGGAGCGCGCGAAGGCCCGCGAGGACCGGAAAUCGCGGGCGAGCGACCGUCUGGCCCCAACCGAGAUGAAAAUAAAGGGAGCUAAGUAGUAAAGAGGUACUCAUCAAAGUGUAGUUCUUGGUGGCGCAGCAGCCACACUCACUGUAAGUACCUUUACCUUUAGAAAAAUUAGGGCCUGUUUAGAUCGUUGCACUUCUCCGUGAAGGAGUGAAACGAGUUUUUUUCAACAUAAUGUUUUUGUUUACAGAGUCGUACUAUGUUAAGUGCUACCUUUUUGUCUUACAACGCAUUUUGUCUGUACUGGCAAGCCUCGCGUUCCGCGUGUGUGCGAGCUCAGGUUCAGCAAAAGCCUGAUGCUAUUUAUUUUCAUAUUGUGCUAGACAUUCAUAGCUGCGUUUUUGAUGACAGACUGACUCUGACAAAAAGACAAAAGAAGCCACGUGAGUAGUUGUACAUCGUAAUCAUACAAUCUCAAAAUCAAAUGCAGCUAUCUCUUCUGCAUCAGCUGCUCGGUAUUAUCCUGAUCCCCUCACUUAAUACGCUUUUCCUUUUGUACAUUAUUCUUGCUACCUCCACAUGCACAUUGUAUGUAUUGCCCAACUCUACCAAAGAAGAACGCUAAAGCAGCUUUGCCACGUUCGGGCACGUUCUCUUUAUAUUUUGCAAUUUUGUUCGACUUCGAUCUUCCCCAAGCCGCAUUUCGUUGAGCGACCAAAA